Ipomoea triloba (trilobed morning glory) is the source of this 2651-nucleotide messenger RNA. RefSeq names its product U-box domain-containing protein 35-like. Gene Ontology annotation, biological process: protein phosphorylation. Gene Ontology annotation, molecular function: ATP binding; protein kinase activity. Bases 157 to 2328 code for a protein of 723 amino acids. NCBI's taxonomy places the organism in Eukaryota, Viridiplantae, Streptophyta, Magnoliopsida, Solanales, Convolvulaceae. The transcript is spliced from 10 exons. The record is from RefSeq and is a predicted model, not a curated record.
CCACGUUUGACCAAAGAUCAUGCAUUGUCUUCGUCUUCUAUGGUCUUAAAAGUUCGAAGAUGGGAAAAGAGAAAAGGAAAUCCAAAAUCUAGAAGAAAGAAACGCCAUUGAAAUAUGAAGUCUUCCUGGCCAACAAGCUAGGAAGAAGAUAUCGAGAUGUCGUGGCUUUCGAAUUCAAAUUCAAAAGUUGGGAGCCCGUCGGCAAGGCGGUCCGGUGGGAAUGGAUUGGUCGCCGUCGCCAUCGACAAAGACAAACCAAGCCAAUAUGCCAUCAAAUGGGCGACCGAAAAUAUAGUGUCUAAAGGCCAAACUGUCGUCCUCGUCCACGUUGCCACCAAUCAAACCCCGUCCCUCAGCAAACAACAACAGGAAAAACAAAAUAAAGACUUGUUCCUCACUUUCCAUUGCUUCUGCACACGCAAGGAAAUACAUUGCCUCGACAUUGUAAUCGACGGCCCCGAUGUAGCCAAGGCGUUAUUGGAUUACGUCUCCAAAUCCGCAAUCGAGAAUCUGGUUCUUGGUUCAUCCCGCCACACCUUUCUCAAAAGAUUGAAGGUGACGGAUAUCCCAACGUUAGUUUCAAAAGGGGCGCCGGAUUUCUGCACUGUUUAUGUAAUUUCGAAAUCGAAAAUUUCCUCCGUGAGAAAUGCGACUCGUCCGGCCCCUUUUGCUUCGCCUCUUUGCUCCCAAAUACAGCAGAUACAAGAGCAGUCUCAUAGCAGUCCUGUCAUGGCCGAUAUUCGCACCAAAACUUCUCCCAGUUUACGAGGGUUUGAUGAAAAGCAUGUGAGGUCUUUCAAGUUAGAGGAGAGCGAAUCAGUUAGGCCAUCAUGCCCAUCAUUUGAAAGAGUUACGAGAGGCAUUCCCAGGAGGAUGCUUGGGGAGAUGACGGAAACAGAUAUCGAUCUGUCAUUUGUGAGCUCCGGCAGGCCAAGCAGUGAUCGGAUGUCGUCUAUUGCCAAUCUCAAUGAUAUGGUGGAAUCUGGACGAACUCCACGCCUAUCAUCAAGCUCAGAUGGUAGCUUUGGCUCUGGGCUCAAUUCCUUCACUGAUUUUUCCUCCUCGUCUCUGGAUAAUCCAGUACAGGAUGAAGGGGAUGCUGAAAUGAGAAGGCUGAAGCUAGAGUUGCAGAAGACCAUGGAUUUGUACAGCACUGCCUGCAAAGAGGCACUCACUGCUAAGCAAAAGACAGCAGAGCUCCAACGGUGGAGGGUUGAAGAGGAAAGAAGGAUAAAAGAGGAAUCUAAGAGCAGUGGGGCUGAAAACGAACACAAUAAUAGCAGGUCACUGCCUGUAAGAUAUAGAAGAUACACUAUUGAUGAAAUUGAAGUAGCCACAGAAUAUUUCUCAGAAGCUCGCAAGAUUGGGGAAGGAGGAUAUGGCCCCGUGUUUAAAUGCUAUCUUGAUCAUACUGUGGUUGCUGUUAAGGUCUUGCGCCCUGAUGCUGCCCAAGGAAGGGAACAGUUUCAGCAAGAGGUUGAGAUACUAAGUUGCAUGAGACAUCCUAACAUGGUACUGCUUCUUGGAGCCUGCCCGGAGUAUGGCUGUCUGGUGUAUGAAUAUAUGGGUAAUGGCAGCGUGGAAGACCGGCUGAUGAGACGAGGAAACAAGCCUGCACUCUCAUGGCAAGUGAGGUUUAGGAUUGCAGCAGAGAUUGGUACUGGCCUCUUGUUUCUGCACCAGAACAAACCGGAGCCAAUAGUGCAUCGCGAUCUCAAACCAGCCAACGUUCUGUUAGAUCAGUACUAUGUGAGCAAGAUUAGCGAUGUUGGGUUAUCGAGGCUGGUGCCACCAACAGUAUCUGAAGGUGUAACGCAGUUGCGAAUGACCUCAGCAGCUGGAACCUUCUGCUACAUAGAUCCCGAGUACCAACAGACCGGAAUGCUUGGGGUAAAGUCCGAUGUUUAUUCCUUUGGCAUCGUGCUUCUCCAGUUGCUGACAGCCAAGGCAGCAAUGGGCAUAUCUCACCACGUUGGUCGUGCCAUCGAUAAGGGAGUAUUCACAGAGAUGCUAGACCCUGUUGUUCCUGACUGGCCUGUUGAAGAGGCCCUGACCAUGGCAAAAUUAGCCCUCCAAUGUUCAGAGUUGAGAAGAAAAGACAGACCUGACUUGGGCAAAGAAGUCUUGCCACAACUUGAUAGAUUGAGAGCUUUAGCAGAUGAAAGUAUCAGUCAUUUCUUGGUUGGUGGUGGUGCAGUUUCCUCCCCCUGUCAUAGUCAGGCUUCUGCAACACAAGAAGUAUUAAGUAACUCACAAGUACACUCAGAAGUCAAUAACCCAUCAAGCUCUUCAAUGUCAACAGGAGGCCUAUCAGGUCCUGCUUUGUGAUUCAAAUUCAGCAGAUACAGCUUAGCUAUUCACUGUGUUAGAGGAGAAUGAAGCUCAGGCUGGAAUGCCAUAGAAGCUAAUCAUAUAUCCCCACAGAUUGCUUAGGAUGUUAGUGUAAAUCUCAGACAAUAUUUUGAGAAACAUUUGAGUGGAAGAAGAAAUCUACAUUAAUAUUUUGAACCAGUAAAUACCUUUCAUGUGAACAAUAGGGAAAGAUUACACUGGAUAUUCUUUUGUAUAUGUAUGUAUGAUAUAAUGUAUUUCUUUGUACAUAUAAUGAGAGUGAGCAUUGAACUUGCAACUAUACUAAAGGUCUUUGGCAA